This is a messenger RNA of Lethenteron reissneri (Far Eastern brook lamprey), 3686 nucleotides long. RefSeq names its product solute carrier organic anion transporter family member 1C1-like. Gene Ontology annotation, cellular component: basolateral plasma membrane. Gene Ontology annotation, molecular function: protein binding. NCBI's taxonomy places the organism in Eukaryota, Metazoa, Chordata, Hyperoartia, Petromyzontiformes, Petromyzontidae. Gene Ontology annotation, biological process: sodium-independent organic anion transport; transmembrane transport. The record is from RefSeq and is a predicted model, not a curated record.
GAGCACAGGCGAAGGUGAGCGACAGACGUCGGCGGAGACGUAUAAAGACCAAAGAUCACGGCAUACAGACGACUACAAAGAUGGAUCAGACCCUUCCUGCCCCUCCGGUCAGGCGACCUCGGUUUGCCAACAUCAAGGUUUUCUUGCUCUGUCUGUCGCUGCUCUUCUUCUCCAAGGCGAUGUCCGGCAGCUACAUGAAGAGCUCCAUCACCUCCAUCGAGCGCCACUUCAACCUGCCGAGCUCCGUGGCUGGGAUCAUCGACGGCGGCUUUGAGAUGGGCAAUCUGCUGGUGAUCACGGCUGUGAGCUACUUUGGGGCGCGCUUCCAUCGUCCUCGCAUCAUCGCAGCCGGAGCCACCCUCAUGGGGCUGGGCACCCUGCUCAUAGCCCUGCCGCACUUCCUCAUGGGCAGAUACGACUACCAGAGUCACACGUACGGGGAGGGGCCCCAGUGGAUGUGCGUGCCACGCGGCCAGCAGUCCAGCCUCCCGCAGGAGCCCACGUCAGCGGAGCCGGCUUCGGGCAGUGGUGGGGAAGGCUGCCAGCACAAGGCGCAGUCGUCACUCUGGGUGCUCAUACUCGUGGGGAACGCGCUCAGGGGCAUCGGGGAGUCGCCCAUCACUCCCCUGGGCAUCUCCUUCCUGGACGACCACGCGCGCGCCGACAACUCCGCCUUCUACCUGGGAUGCGUAAUGACCGUGGGGCUCAUCGGCCCUGCAGUCGGCUUCCUGGUUGGAUCCGUCUGCACGAAGCUGUUCGUGGACGUGGGGUUCGUCAAUAUGGAGGAGGUGACCAUCUCUCCGCAGGACUCCCGCUGGGUAGGGGCCUGGUGGCUGGGCUUCCUGAUCGCCGGGGGCAUCACGCUGCUCACCGCGCUCCCGCUCUGGUUCUUCCCGGCCUCUGUGCCCCACGAGGAGGAGUUUGCAAUGGCGGCUGCGGCAGUGGCGACGGUGGGAGACGGGCGCGGAGACCUGGACGCUCUGAGCGCGGGAGAGAGAGCUCAUGAAGCGUCUGGCAAGGAGGAGGGCGCGCACUCUGCCAACAAUGAGCAAAGGACGGUCAUUAAUACAAGGGGACUUGACAUUGUCGGUCACAUUGCUGAAGCGGAACUUGCUGAAAGGAAUACUGUACAAGAUUCGGCCAAAAAUAAAUACAAAGCUAGUACUGAGCUUGCCAGCCGGCACACAGAGAGUAACGUGCGUCCUGAAAACACGGAGGCAAGCUUGCAUCUCACUCCGGAAACCAUCAGAUCUCUGGCUAAAGACUUCCUGCCGUCCCUGCGCUGCCUGAUGGCGAACCCCGUGUACGUGUGCAUGCUCAUCAACUACGUGAUGCUCAUGAACGCCUUCAUGGGCUUCUUCACGUUCAAGGCCAAGUACCUCGAGGAACAGUUUGGCGAGACGGCUUCACGCAGCAACCUCAUUAUAGGCGCGGUGAGCCUGCCCAUUGUGGCCAUCGGCAUAUUCCUGGGCGGCCUCGUGUGCAAGCGCGCCAAGCCGUCCCUGCUGAGCCUGGCGCUGCUGGUCCUCGCGAUGGAGUUCCCGGGAUUCCUCCUCACGCUGCCGUACUUCUUCAUCGGAUGCGGAGGGGCGCGCGUCGCCGGCGUUACCGUCCCGUAUGAUGGUGGUACAGUGCUGCCGGGCGGGUCGCUGCUGGCUCCGUGCAACGCGCACUGCGCGUGCUCCUCAGGCGCGUGGGACCCGGUGUGCGGCGCGGACGGCGUCACCUACGCGUCGCCCUGCCUCGCCGGGUGCUCCGUCAUGCGGGGCAGCGGCAGGGACACGGUUUACCAGGAGUGCGCUUGCAUCGGUGCCGGAGGCACGCACAAUUCCUCAGCCUUGUUGGAGCAGUGCCCUCGGGAAGACGACUGCCACAGGAAGUUCAUCCUCUUCAUGCUCAGCUCCUCCGUGGCCGCGUUCUUCAACGCCUUGGCCUUCACGCCAAGCUACACUUUCUUCAUACGAGGCAUCAGAAAAGACCUGACUUCCUUUGCUCUGGGGAUACAGACCCUCAUUACCCGAGUGUUGGCUGGGAUCCCUGCACCGAUUGUUUUUGGUGCUGCCAUCGACUCCACGUGCCUCAAGUCAUCAUCAGGCCAGGCGUGCCAGGGCGAGGGCUCGUGCCACGUAUACGACGUCAACGCGUACAGGAGGAAGCAGGUCGCGCUAAUGACUGGGUUUCUGGGCAUUUCGCUGCUCUUCACGGUCCUGGUUGUUGUGCUGAUCUGGAAGGACGAGAAGAAAGCCCCGAGGCAAGGUGGGGCAGAGGUCAGGGCUGAGACCCACGGUGCCACUUCGUCCGAGUUCCUGAACCUGCCCUGCAUCAGGACCACAGGAGACCAGGAGUGCCUCGUCUCAACGGUCACAUCGGGCCUGCAGGGCUCAGAGCUUGAUCACGGGGAACGGAGUAUGAGGCUUCCUAAUGCCGGUGGUGAGGGCUCAUUGCUUUAAAGCAGAAAACAUCAAUAAUAGUGACAGCAGGGUAAUCAAUGGGCAUCUCUUGGUUCGAAAACAAAAACUGCAGCUCUGAAAUAUGACCCGAUUGGUGUGUUGCCAUAUGGCCCUCUCACUGAAAAAUAAUUGCCAAAUUGACGGAAAAUUAUUUGGCCAUUUUUUUGACAAAUCUCUGCAAAAUUGCCAUUCACCAACACUCACAUUAGGCCCAUGGAUUUUAAUCGUGUUUUUCGUGUGUGUAUGAUGACAUAGGCAGUAUAUACUCAUUAUAAACCACACACAUAGAAUGGAAUGGGAUAAUAUUUCACAAAAUGGAGUUAAUCCAGGGAUAUGUCAUUACUUAAUUUUAAAACAAACAAGUGGGGAAAGUAGAUACAAGUGGGAUAAGAGCAAAAUAUUGUAUGUUUUUACAGAAACGUGUCACUUGUGGUUCAUAGUGGUCCCCGAUGGAGUGAAGAGCAUGGUUGGAAGGUCGUAGCGGCUGAACCAGUAUGCUUUCUCAUCACGAUCUUCACGUAUUGGCUGCUAGUAUCAGAUAAUGGCCUUUCACACGUAUCCUGUUGCAGCAUGUUCCUGGUUCCUGUCUGAUCCUGCAAAUGUCAGUACAGGUAUAUCUCGAAAGAGCUGAAUGCCUCAUCAGAGUUCUGAUUCUGAAAUUUCGCGUUAAUGCAAUUGACAAACUAUGUACACGUUUCGAUGAAUGAAAUAAAAAAUAUAUAAAUUUGCGAGAACGAAAUUUCAUACGACACACACCAUGAGAUCAAACAAGAAGCACCGGGAAGAAGGCUGCGUCAUCCCGUCCGCUGACAGCGUCACGGUAUCCCCGCAGUGCCACAGUAAACGCCUCCACGUCACCUUUACAGUCAUUUCAAACGUGCAGUCGAUCUUUUUGGCAAGUUGCCUGAAAAGGUGAAUUAAUUUUGUUUUGAACUAUUCAAUCGUUUUAAUAUUUAUGUAUUAUGAAAAGUGAUAUAGGUGAAACACAUUUCCCUCAUUUUUGUGUUAAAUGAAUGGGAGCAGCCGAUUUCCGAAAAUAAUUUUUACACCGAGUUUUUGCAGAACGCAUCCCUUUCAUCAAUCACGGGCUACCUGAAUUUAAUUUUCAGUUCCCCUUUGUGAGAAUUGACGAUUUAAGAGUCGAUCUUAGUAUGAAUUAUAUUUCAGAGUUGUUUAUUACCCAGUUCUGUCAAUUGUACAAUAAACUUUCUGAAUAGUAUUUCUGAAACUUAUUUG